Gopherus flavomarginatus (Mexican gopher tortoise) is the source of this 1386-nucleotide messenger RNA. It is a transcript of the gene SRD5A3, whose product is annotated as steroid 5 alpha-reductase 3. Bases 253 to 843 code for a protein of 196 amino acids. Lineage: Eukaryota; Metazoa; Chordata; Testudines; Testudinidae. Gene Ontology annotation, molecular function: 3-oxo-5-alpha-steroid 4-dehydrogenase activity. Gene Ontology annotation, biological process: dolichol-linked oligosaccharide biosynthetic process; polyprenol catabolic process. Gene Ontology annotation, cellular component: endoplasmic reticulum. The record is from RefSeq and is a predicted model, not a curated record. The transcript is spliced from 5 exons.
CCUUCCCGAGCCCGCCCUAGCAGGGGCUCUGUCCCUUUCCGCCUUGGGCGGCGUGGCUCUGCUGGGAAGGCUGGUACCGGCCCUUGCCCGUACCCCCGGCUGCAGAGAGCCCCACGCUUGCCAUGCAGCCUUCAGCCCUGUGGGUCGGGUGUGCUUGUGCAACAGACCCCUCUUCAGCCGUGUAAAGGGCUGCAGGAGUGAUGCUAGUCCGGUCUGGCCUUGGAAAGUCUCUGUCCAGAAGAGGUGAAGAAGAUGAAAAUACUUUUAGAGGCAACAGCAUGGAAAUGCCAAGAAAAUAAUUCCAGGUGGUUUUCUCACUUUUAUAUUCUUUCUGUGGUCUGGAACGGCUUUCUGCUCCUAUUACUUAUUCAAGCUUUGUUCCUAUCAAGACCUUUCCCAGUAUGGCUUCAGAAUUUGCUCAGUGCUCUUGGUGGAGCUUCACAAAACCAGGAUGUGGGUGACAAACACCUGUCUGUCCUCCUGGUUCUCAUGCUCCUGUUGCUACACAGCUUUCAGAGGCUCAUAGAGUGCCUGUGCAUCAGUGUCUUCUCCAGUGGUGUCCUUCAUAUCUUACAGUACUGUAUGGGACUUGGGUACUAUAUUGUUAUUGGCUUAACGGUGCUGUGUCAAGUGCCAGCUAAUGUCAGCAAUGGGAAAGACCUCUUUAUGCAGAUCUGCUGGUAUCACAUCCUAGGAAUUAUGAUGUACAUUUGGGCCUCUGUUCACCAACAUAGAUGCCAUGUGAUUCUAGCUAAUCUUAGAAAAGGUAAAUCAGGUGAGAUGUUUCACUUCUUGGAGCUGUUUGUAAUAAUUUUUUCCAUUAAAUAUUGUGUGUCACAAUGAAUCUCUCUAGAGCCCAAUCCCUUAGAACACUGGUAUUUUCCAAAAACUCAGUGAAAUGAAUGCUGACGUGAAUAUGUAUCUAUGCAGAUCAUUUUCCAUCCGGAAGAGAAAUGAGCUGGUGAGAUACAGUUAUUCACAGUAUGCAAGGUUUAAAACAAAGUUCACACUUGUAUCAUCCUGAAUAGAAAUAUGUCUAAAAUGUGUUAGGAACACUUAUCAGGUAAUUGUGAUUAUUAGUUAAGUGUUUAUCAUCUCUCUCUUAUAAAUGGGGAGACUGAUACGCAGAGGCUACAGAAUAAAUUACUUUCCUGAGCCAUGAUUAGAAAUUCUCACUCAAUGCAUAGACCUCACUUCUUAAAGUAACCAUAACAUUAGAACAUUGUGUUGGAAAUGAGUUACGCCCACCAUUUUCAAACCUGAGUGGCUAAAAUUAGACUCCUUAACCCAUAUGUAGACACGUAAUAAAAGUGAAGUGACUCUCUUUCAGAAGUGCUUAGCACCCACAAAUCCCACUGAAGUCAGUGGGAAUUGCAGGUGCUCAGC